GUUGUUGGUCCUCCUGGGCCACCGGGACCUCCUGGACCACCAGGGCCUCCUGGUCCCCCUGGUCCUCCCGGUCCACCAGGACCGCCGAGACCCCCUGGUCCUCCAGGUCCACCAGGGCCACCUGGACCUUUGGGGCCUCCUGGACCGCCUGGUGAUCCUGGCGUUUUCGUUGGUGUGGUGGGUGUUGUCUUUUGUCCUGGACGUGGUGUGGCUAGUCCACCUGGCCCUCCCGGCCCUCCCGGUCCUGCUGGCCCUCCUGGACCUCCAGGACCCCCUGGUCCACCAGGACCACCUGGCCCCGCCGGACCUCCGGGAAGUCCUGGUUUCUUGGUUGGCUUAGUAGGCUUGGUUGUUUUUCCAGGGACAGGUGUGGUGGGUCCACCAGGGCCACCGGGUCCUCCUGGCCCUCCAGGACCACCUGGUCCACCUGGGCCACCGGGUCCUCCGGGUCCUCCAGGGCCUCCGGGACCUCCUGGUGUCCCUGGAGCCUUUUCAGUGGGUUUCGUGGGUCUAGUAGAUACACCUAUGAUAACAAUAUUUUGACAGUUCUUUGUUUUAUGACCUAAAGCAUGUUGUGGAUGAAAGCUAUUAGAUACUGGUAAACACAGAUAUGACCUAAAGCCCCGUGCAAACAGACGCGACGUUGUUGGCAAUUAAAUCCCAGCAUUGUUGGAUGUUACAUGUAGCCUCCGUUUGCACACCCUGUUGCGUGUUGUUGCGUGUUGUUGGGAGUUGUUGCGACCGUUUGCACGUAGCUUAAAAGCAUGUGGGGGUGGGGCUCUAACGAUUACUGCAAACAGUCUGCAUGCUCAGACGAAAAGACAGUAUUUUUACUGGCUACCAACAGUCCCGAUUAGACUUAUCAUUGAAAGGGAAUCGAGAUUUAUCAUUAUUUCUUACCAUGGUGUACUCUAUGUUAUCUUCUGUGUUUGAUUGGAAGUUUACACACACCUUGUAAAUUGCACGCAUAAUAAAUACUUUAUUUGUUAUGUAAGUUACAAUUGGCAGCCUUUACGAGGACGGCAAAAAAACAGCAAAAAAUCAAAUCAACCAAAAUAACAACUUUGCAUGUGCAUCACACUUUUUUUGCACUUCGUCGAUGUUCACCGCACAACUGCGACGUCAAACUUUCCUUUUGAAUGACCGAACAUUACCAUUAGUUUUUGCCCGUUUCUGCAAUUAUUCUUUGUCUGUAUCGCAUUGUGUCUAACUACUAGCGUACACAUGUCGAAACUACGAAAAAUGCACAAGCUGGCGGGAAAAAAAUUGAUCGUGCUUCCCGUGUAAGAACCUAAAGCUGGUAGUCUCUUGGUGUUGCGGACGGCUGCGAUCACUAAAUGACGUAAUACAGAAGAUUAAAAAUGCAGUGAACAAUACCCACAUUACGAGACACCCAAUCUAAGCGCAAAACUUUAUUAUGCAUGUCUUCUAGGAGAUAUAUAACUCAACUGUACCUGGUCUUUUAGUUGUCGGUCCACCAGGUCCGCCUGGACCUCCAGGACCAGCUGGGCCUCCUGGGCCUCCCGGACCUCCAGGUCCCCCUGGCCCAUUGGGUGUCCCUGGACGCUUUGUAGGCUUUCCGGGCUUGGGAGUUGUCUUAGGUCCGCCGGGUCCUCCUGGCCCGCCUGGACCUCCUGGGCCUCCUGGUCCCGCGGGUCCCCCUGGCCCACCCGGUCCAUUAGGGCCUCCCGGUCCACCGGGCCCCCCUGGGCCUCCAGGACCACCUGGUUUACCUAUGAAGGAAAACCAACAAGGAUUAGGAGAGAGUAUAACAGAAAGUACUACAAAAUAGGACAUUGAACUGUCUGGUUUUCAGGCUCCGUUUACACGGGUGCGGAGGAAUUUUGAUCGGACAAAAACUUAUGCGGAUCCGCUUUUCGUGUAAACGGGACCAGUGGGACUGUGCAAGCUUUUGAACGGCAGAGUGUGCAAGUUUUUGACCUGAACAGAAGCAGGUCAAAAUUUGUCACUGGUAUGGUCACACUUUUACGCGGACUAGCGUAAAACACCUGAACCCUGAAGUUUUUUGUUGCACAGUAUGCGCGGUAAAAGGCUAGAACCUAGGUACGCGCCUUUCAGGUUGAUAGAGAAAGCUAUUCCAAUGCUGACACCGGCAAAAAUUUCUACGGCUUCGUGCAAACAAUAAUGUCACAGAAUUUGCACGGUUCCUUGUAAACGGGUCGCGCAAGUCAAAAGUUCGUCCGUUCAAACGUUUUUCCAGACCCGUGCAAACGAGGAGAUUUUCCGCUAAUAUCAAAUGAUUAUUUACGUAAAAAAUCCAAAGAUGUCUAUAAAUUCAGCUCAUACCUGGAGGCUGUUUCGUUGGUUUUGUUGUUUUACCAGACUUUGGUGUUGUUGGUCCACCUGGGCCUCCGGGGCCACCUGGUCCCCCCGGUCCCCCAGGACCGCCGGGGCCUCCUGGUCCACCAGGACCUCCUGGUCCGCCUGGGCCUCCAGGACCUCCAGGGGAUCCGGGUCCUCCUGGAGUUCCUGGUUUC
Porites evermanni is the source of this 2498-nucleotide messenger RNA. Lineage: Eukaryota; Metazoa; Cnidaria; Anthozoa; Scleractinia; Poritidae. The record is from the annotation of a GenBank genome assembly.